Auanema sp. JU1783 is the source of this 1695-nucleotide messenger RNA. The record is from the annotation of a GenBank genome assembly. Lineage: Eukaryota; Metazoa; Nematoda; Chromadorea; Rhabditida; Rhabditidae.
AUGGAUGGAGCUUCUCUUAUAGUGAAAUGCUUGAAAGAACAGGGUGUCGAGUACAUGUUCGGAGUUGUCGGAUUUCCUAUCAUUGAAAUUGGAAUGGCAGCUCAAGCUUUUGGUAUCAAAUAUGUUGGAUGUAGAAAUGAACAAGCUGCUUGCUACGCUGCUCAAGCAAUGGGUUAUUUGACUCAUCGUCCAGUCGCAUGCUUGGUUGUUUCUGGCCCAGGAUUACUACAUGUAAUUGGAGGACUGGCUAAUGCUACUGUCAACUGUUGGCCUGUCGUCUGUAUAGGAGGUUCCUCUGAUGUGGAUCAAGAAUGCCGUGGAGCGUUUCAAGAAUGGCCACAAGUCGAAAGCGCCCGACUUUCUUGUAAAUAUGUUAGCCGACCUGCUUCUCUUGAAAGCAUACCAAUCCAUGUGGAAAAGGCUGUUCGCUCUGCUAUGUAUGGACGACCUGGGGCAGUCUACCUCGACAUUCCAGGAAAUCUAGUACUUUCCAAUAUUGAAGAGGAACAAAUUCCUUCGGUUUCAAUUGUUCCACUUCCUGGUCCGAUUGCUAUCCCACCUCGUUCACAGAUUCAAGAAGCUAUUAGAUGCAUUCAAAACGCUAAAAAUCCCUUGGUUAUUGUUGGAAAAGGGUGUGCCUGGUCACAGCAUGGUCCAGAGAACGUAAGAAAUUUUUUGGAACGUUCUGGAUUACCUUGGCUCGCGACACCAGGAGGAAAAGGUGUAGCGUCAGAUUUGUGUGAAAGAAAUGUCGGUCCCGCUCGAUCGAAAGCUCUUCGUGAAAGCGAUUGCGUUAUUUUACUCGGAGCCCGUCUCAAUUGGAUGCUACACUUUGGUCUUCCACCUCGAUUUGGCAACAAUGUCAAAAUAGUUCAGAUCGACCUAAGCCCUGAAGAAUUUCAUCAAAAUAUCGAAACAACAGUCCCACUUCUCGGAGAUAUAGGAGAAACUCUAUCAGAAAUUGUCGAAAAUUGGAACAAUUGGAAAUUCAGUCAGAAAACUGAAUGGUUCAAAGCUUUGAAAGAAGUUUCGGAUAAGAACAGGGAUAUCGUUGAGAGUUAUGCACACGACCACAAACUACCACUGAAUUAUUAUGCGGCUUACCAUCCUAUCCGCGAGUUCAUAAUGAAGAAUGAUGUGAUUGUUGUGAAUGAGGGAGCAAAUACCAUGGAUAUCGGACGAACAAUGAUGCCAUCGACAAAACCAAAAAGACGUUUAGAUGCCGGUACCUUCGGUACAAUGGGUGUAGGACAAGGGUAUGCUCUAGCUGCUGCAUUGUACUGUCGUGAUCAUUCUCCUUCAACAAAAGUUUUGGUUGUUCAAGGAGACAGCGCUUUCGGGUUUUCAGGAAUGGAACUCGAAACGAUUGCCAGAUAUAAAUUGCCAGUUGUCACAGUUAUUCUUAAUAACAGUGGAAUUUAUCGUGGUCUUUUACCCGAGGAUAUGAAUUCGAUCGAAGGAGAUCCUACCAUUCAAUAUCCGGUCUUAUCCCUGACUCCAGAAUGUCGGUAUGAUUUGAUGUGUAAAUCUCUCGGUGGUGAUGGAUUUAUAGUCAAAUCAACAACGGAAAUCAAGAAAUGCCUCGAUAAGGCGUAUUCCAAGAAAGAUGGCCCUUCUCUAAUCAAUGUGAUCAUAGCAACGGAUUCAGAACGCAAAGCACAAGCUCACUCAUGGUUAACACGAUCGAAGAUGUAA